Messenger RNA from Aureobasidium pullulans EXF-150, 2403 nucleotides. Its product is annotated as WD40 repeat-like protein. The coding region runs from base 1 to 2403 and encodes 800 amino acids. The record is from RefSeq and is a predicted model, not a curated record. The transcript has 2 exons. Gene Ontology annotation, molecular function: protein binding. NCBI's taxonomy places the organism in Eukaryota, Fungi, Ascomycota, Dothideomycetes, Dothideales, Saccotheciaceae.
AUGGCCCAAGAAGAAAUGAAGGUCGACGAGGGCUAUUCAGGAGGCUCCGAGGAAACGAGAAGUCUAUCCGACAGCGAUUCUACCAUGCUCAUCGAUCCCGCCGACGGCCAUGUUUCAAAGUCGUCCACACCCACACAAGAGUCGCUGCUCUCGGGCGUAUUGAGUCUACCCCCGGACCAGAGAUCCGCAUUCAUCGCCUCCCUAUUGCGACUGCUGCCCGAGUCUGAGCGAUCCGAUACCGCUUAUGCAGCCCUGCGCUCGCUGCGCACCUCGUCCAUCGCAUCCAUUGUCGAGCGCCUCAACCCUCUUCUUCAUCUCGACCCCGUAGUCUUCCUACCACCCGAAAUUACCUCUCAAAUCUUCCUCCAUCUCUCACCCUCCGAUCUGCUCCGAUGCUCAACCGCCUCCCGUCUCUGGCGCGAACGUGUUCUGGAUAGCAACCUAUGGAGGACUUUCUACGCCCGCGAAGGAUGGAUGCCAGAUACUGCCGAAGUGAGAAGUGGUGAAGCCGCUGAAGCCAGACGUCGCUUAGUCUUCUCGCGCAACACCCCUCAAAAGCCUCCUAGAAGGAAGCCUGACGGUGAGCUCGAAAGAAGUGGAAGCAUCAAAAGAGCAAAGGAAACCGUAGACGGAUGGAACGAACAACACAGCAUUCUUGAGGCCGACGAGGAUGCCAUCAAGCCAGAAUCAGAAGAUGGUGCUGCGUCGCUUUCUGCAAUGACUCUUGUCUCGGAAGCCGACUAUCUUGACAUUUCUCCCAACAUCGACCUCUCCUCGAACAUGCUGCCUCCGCUAUCUCCACCUCUCUACAACACAUACAGUAAUUCUCCACGCAUAAACUGGCUAUACCUGUACAAGCAGCGACGUCGCUUAGAAGAGAAUUGGAAUAAGGGACGCUUCAAGACUUUCCAGCUGCCGCAUCCAGAUCAUCCUGAAGAAGCCCAUAACGAGUGUGUGUACACGAUACAGCACUCGCGUGAUUGGCUUGUUAGCGGUAGUCGCGACAAGACCAUCGCUAUCUGGGAUUUGGAGACCCAAAGACGUAUAAGAACCCUUUCUGGGGCGCACAUCGCAUCUGUGUUGUGUUUGCAGUUCGAUGAGCGUCCAGAGCAAGACAUUGUGGUUUCAGGCGGAAGUGAUUCUUUUGUCGUCAUCUGGCGCUUCUCUACAGGUCGCAUUAUCCGCAAGAUGGAUGAUGCACACACCGAAUCUGUGCUCAACCUACGUUUUGACGACGAUUUGCUCAUAACAUGCUCCAAGGACAAGACUAUCAAGAUCUGGAAUCGCAGAGAAGUCUUCGUUGACAACGACAUUGUUCCAGCAGUUGCAAAACGUCAACUUGAGAUUGGUAACCCCAUGAACCCCAUCAAGGAGUAUACACUACUCCUCACUCUCAUGGGCCAUGGCGCAGCAGUGAAUGCAAUCCAAAUGCAUCAAGGACAAAUAGUGUCAGCGUCAGGAGACCGUACCAUAAAAGCGUGGGACAUUAACACUGGCACAUGCACAAGGACGUUUACCGGCCAUACUAAAGGCAUUGCUUGUGUUCAGUACGACGGGCGCCGAAUUGUAAGUGGCAGCAGUGACAACACUGUUCGCAUCUUUGACGCGGCCACAUCUGCAGAGGUGGCCUGCCUUCCUGGCCACAGUAACUUGGUCCGUACUGUACAAGCGCGUUUCGGUGACAUGGGCGUCUCAUCAGAGGAACUUGAGGCUGAUGCACGCGCUGUGGAUGACAAGUUCCAUGAUGCACGCAUGAAUGGUCUAAAUCCUGACCAGAACAGAGCUCGUGGUCAGCGCAACGCUGGCUCGAGCAAUCCCAGCGAAGUGUGUGCUGUGGGCGCGAAGAUUCCACCAGGCGGCGGUGGCAAUGCUUGGAGUCGCAUUGUGUCAGGCUCUUACGAUGAGACGGUCAUCAUCUGGAAGAAAGACUCUGACGGCAAGUGGGUUCCCAGCAGGAGGUUAAGACAAGACGAGAUUUUGUCGAAUCGCAGAAGAUCUCGUGUCCAACCUGCAGCAGUCGCAGCAGCAGUUCUUCAGCCUACGGCGACACAGCGAGAUCGCGACAAUGCAAAUCCUGCGGAAGGUGUGGAUCUGUUCAGCGACACAUACGCGGCGACGUAUAUGGCUCAACUCGCUGCUCCCACUCCACCUGCACAGAACAUCGCUGGGCCGGCUACCCCUGGCCCAGCCACACAUCAUCACCAUCACGGCCACCAUGGAGCUGGACAUCAUGCGCGUCACGCGCAUCGCAACAGAGACGAGAGCAAUCGUGUCUUCAAGCUCCAAUUCGACAGUCGACGUAUCGUGUGUUGUUCGCAAAACAGAGUGAUCGUGGGUUGGGACUUUGCUGCUGGUGACGCUGAUCUUGAACAGGCGAGUCGCUUCUUUGGAGAGACUGAUUAG